AUGCCUGCUUGUGCACGCCGCAGACGCACCCAUUACGCGAGACAUAAACCACGCCCUCCACCCAGUAGUACACAGUCGCCCUUGCCCACAGCAAGUCAUGACGUCCCACACAUAGCAUCGCUGCUGCUCGGCUCCGUCGCCGUCGUCACCAAUCUUACGCGGUCGGCCAAUGUCUCCUCUUACCCAGAGUACGAACUCCAGACAUUACAGGACACAUCGUAUAGCCUCACCGCCUCCUUCGCCCUCGCUAAUCUCUGCUUGCAACGACUUCAGUGA
Molecule: messenger RNA, 276 nt
Organism: Heterobasidion irregulare TC 32-1
Lineage: Eukaryota; Fungi; Basidiomycota; Agaricomycetes; Russulales; Bondarzewiaceae
Exons: 2
Coding region: 1-276 (91 amino acids)
Source: RefSeq, a predicted model, not a curated record